AGGGGAUUCACUCACAGCCUACCCACAGACACGCCAGUGAGUUCACAGUGGGGAGAGGCCAUUCACCUGCUCUGUGUGAGGGAGGGGAACUACUCAGUCAUCCAGCCUGAAGAUACAUCAGCAAGUUCACACCACAAUGAGAUGCUACACCUGUUCUGACAGCGGGAAGCAAUUCAUUCUGUCGUCGGUGCUAAAUAUACAUCUGAAAAUUCCCCAGUGAGAAGACAGUAACCUGUUUACAUGGUGGGAAGGCAUUCACACACUCAACCAUGCCACAGUGACACCAGCAAGUUCACACCGGGGAGAGGCCAAUCACCUGCUCUGUGUGCGAAAGGAUUCACUGAAUCAUCUCAACUGAAUGAACACCAGUGAGUUCACACUGAAAAGAUGUCGUUCACCUGCUUAGACUGUGGGAAGGGAUUCACUCGUUCAUCCACACUACAGAGACACCAGCGAGUUCACACCGGGGAGAGGCCAUUCACUUGCUCUGAAUGUGGGAAGGGAUUCAGUGACUCAUCCAAACUUGUGAGGCACUACCGAGUUCACACUGGGGAGAGGCCGUUCAUUUGCUCUGAAUGUGGAAAAGGAUUUGCUCGGUCAUCUCAACUGACUGAACAUCAGCGAGUUCACACUGGGGAGAAACCGUUCAGCUGCUUUCAAUGUGGCAAGGGGUUCACCCAGUCAUCUCAUCUGAAAGUACAUCAGCGAAUUCACACUGGGGAGAAACCGUUCAGCUGCACUGAAUGUGGGAAGGGAUUCACUGAUUCAUUCUCCCUUGUGAAGCACUGCCGAAUUCACACUGGGGAGAAGCCAUUCACGUGCUCUGAAUGUGGGAAGGGAUUCACUGACUCAUCCCACCUUGUGAAGCACUGCCGAAUUCACACUGGGGAGAAGCCAUUCACAUGCUCUGAAUGUGGGAAGGGAUUCACUCAGUCGUCUCAUCUGAAUGUACAUCAGCGAAUUCACACUGGGGAGAAGCCGUUCAGCUGCUCCAAAUGUAGGAAGGGAUUCGCUGAUUCAUACUCCCUUGUGAAGCACAUCCGAAUUCACACUGGGGAGAAGCCAUUCACAUGCUGUGAAUGUGGGAAGGGAUUCAUUGACUCAUCCCACCUUGUGAAGCACUGCCGAAUUCACACUGGGGAGAAGCCGUUCACGUGUCGUGAAUGUGGGAAAGGAUUCACUGCGUCAUCCAACCUGGUGAGGCACUGCCGAACUCACACUGGGGAGAAACCGUUCACCUGCUCAGAUUGUGGAAAGGGAUUCACUCGGUCAUCAGGCUUCAAAGUCCAUCAGCGCGUUCACACUGGGCGAUGCCAGUCACCUCUUCUGAUUGUGGGAAUGAAUUCGCUCAGACAUCUCAACUGACUGAACAUCAACUGCUCAGACUGUGGGAAGGCAUUCACACACUGAUCCACACUGCAGAGACAGAGGUGGGUUCACACUGUGGGGAGGGUGGUCACCUGCUCAGACUGUGGGAAGGCAUUCACACACUGAUCCACACUGCAGAGACAGUGGUGGGUUCACACUGUGGGGAGGGUGGUCACCUGCUCUGACUGGGAUGGGUUUCAAUCAGUCAUUCAUCCUUGUGUCACCGUAUCAAGCUUUGACCCAACGUGAAUCUGAGAGAUCAUAAGCUUCAGAGGACGUAAUUCACUCAGGUUCACCAAUGGAGUAUUAAAGGCAGUGGUUCAGGGCAGGUUAUUUUUGAGCUUUCAGCAGUGGCCACUCCACAGUCAGGAUGGAUUAUCAAGAAAACCUUUAUUAGCAGGAGCAAGUGGAGCGGUCACUGUUGGCGUGGACAGAGUUGGAGCGGAUACUUUGAGGCUUUAAUUCUUUGAGGUGUCAGUGGGGAGAGCAGUCAGUCAGAGAAGGCAAAAUCAUAAUGGAGGUAGAAUUUUUUUUGCCCCUUUACAUUUUCUUAGUUGAAACAGUGGAGAUGACAGGCGGGGUGGUGGAAAGCUGUUUUGUGGAAUGUGGGAAGGCAGGGGACCCUCCUGUGUCCCUGAUAACUACACCUGUGAGAAGGGCAUCCGGCUUCAGCUCCGAACAAUCCACAUUACGGAGUUGGAGCUGGAACUGGAUGAACUCCAGAUCAUUCCGGAGGCUGAAGGGGUGAUAGGUAGGACAUUUGAGAGGUAUUUGCACCCAAGGUGCACGGCACAGGAAACUGGUUGACAGUGAGGAAGGUGAAAGGGGAAACAGUGCAGUUUCCCCCUGUGUCCAUCCCUCUGAACAACACAGGUAUCUCUUUAGGUACAGUCGGGGAUGGUGGGAUGACGUGGCAAAGGAAAGUCACAGCAUUAGGGGCUCUGGCACUUAGCAUGGCUCUGAGACUGAGAAGGGAAGGGAGGAGAAGAGGUGAGCUGUGGUGAUACGUGGCUUGUUAGCUCAGGGAACUGACAGGAUGUUCUGUAGGUGAGAAUGAAAUUCCAGGAUGGUGUGUUCCCUCCUGCAUGCUGGCAUCUGGGUCAUCUCCGGUCGAGUGCUCAGCAUUCCUCAGGAGGGAGGACAGUGAAGGUCGUGGUCCAUGUGGGUAACAAUGAUAUGGGCUGGUAGAGUAACGAGGUUAAGUUAAGGGAGUUCAGGAAGUGAGGUGCUAAUUGAAAGGACAGCUCCUCCAGGCCUGUGAUCUCAGGACUGCUGUCCGUGUGAUGUGGCAGGGAUCAGAAGAUUAUACAGUUUAACACGUGGCUAAAGAGUUGGUGCAGGAGGGAGGGGAUAAGAUUUUUGGAUCAUUUGAGCUUGUGAGGAUUGUUGUGUACAGAGGAGUGUGAGUGUGUAGGUAGGGACAGCACAUCACUAACGGAAUGUGACUGGGCACACAGGUCUCUCUGUCUCUCUCACAAACACAUCAGUGGAGUGGGAGGGAGGGGAGUGAGAAGGGGAAGGGGAAUCAGGAGGAUGGAGUUCGGACUCCUUCACAAAGUCCCACACUCACCCAACCCUCCCCUCUGGAAUUGGUCCCAUUCCCUCCCCCAGGCAGGGGGUGAGCAUUGAGUUACCUUGCCAACAAGAAAAGGAAUUGUUCGAUAACUUCUG
Molecule: messenger RNA, 3039 nt
Organism: Hypanus sabinus (Atlantic stingray)
Lineage: Eukaryota; Metazoa; Chordata; Chondrichthyes; Myliobatiformes; Dasyatidae
Product: gastrula zinc finger protein XlCGF8.2DB-like
Exons: 1
Coding region: 388-1365 (325 amino acids)
Biological process (GO): regulation of transcription by RNA polymerase II
Cellular component (GO): nucleus
Molecular function (GO): RNA polymerase II cis-regulatory region sequence-specific DNA binding; DNA-binding transcription factor activity, RNA polymerase II-specific
Source: RefSeq, a predicted model, not a curated record